AUGAAGUUUAGAGAUACUGGGACAACAACAUCAAGAGACCAUGGAGACACUUCAAGUAAUUUAUGUAUAUAUUUCCCUUUCCAUGCUAUUCACUCAGUAGCACACCAGCAAUUUAUCAGUUUAUACUUUCAAUUUACACCUUUUGCUAAGUUCUCCCAUGUGUUGUAGUUUCCUUUUCUUGAAAAUCUCAUCAACAAAAUGUGAAAUGUCAUUAAAGUUUCCUCAACUAUGUUUGUUCUGGUCUUGAUUGAGGAACAGGUACCAGUAGCGUUGAGGUGAAGGAGAACCGCGACAGCAGAAACCAAGUGGACUAUUCCAACAUACUACAACCUGGAUAUCAUCCAUCAUCAGCUCUUUGCACUGACAUCUCCAAAAGAAAGACGACAGUGGACUGUACCAUGCUACCUGCACAUCAUCCAUCAGCUCUUUACACUGACAUCUCCAGAGGGCUCUCCAGGACUACUGCUCUACAGAGGAAGCAGCCAUUGGUGGAAGGAAAAGACAGGCUUCUCUACGAGCUCCAGUUGAUCUGUAAGAGGACGGCCCAUUGUCUUACGUCAGAUAACGCGAUGACUCCGUCUGCACGGUCGGUUGGGGGACGAGCAUCGUGUGGGAGUGACGCCACCUGUCAGAAGACAAUGAUGACUUCCUGGUCUGUCACAAAGAAGAACGCCCUGGUGCAGUUGAAUGAGCUGAGACCAGGUCUACAGUAUGAGAUAGUGUCUCAGACAGGGCCAGUUCACGCCCCUUGUGUUCGCUGUAGGAGUAGAGGUGAACGGUCUCAGGUUCGAGGGCCGAGGCCCCACCAAGAAGAAGGCUAAGAUGAGGGCAGCAGAGCUGGCUCUUAGGUCCUUCAUCCAGUUCCCCAACGCCCCUCAGGCUCACAUCACCAUGGGAAACCUCAACUUCAUCAACACCACAGCACCAACAGACUUCACCUCAGAUCAGGCCGAUCUCGUCCCCGACACGCUCUUCAAGGAGUUUGAGCCAGAAGUACAGGAAGACCAAAUCCUUUAUCACAGAACAGGGGGAAAGGAGUUGCAGUUUGAGGAGCCACCAGCCCAAGGACAACUCCACAGGACAGUGGAAAAGGGACAGGAGUUGCUCUCCAGUAUCUGUAACCAUGGGAGACUAGUGCGCCUGACUCUUGACCUGAUGUCCUCAGCCAAUCAGAAGAGACAGAGGAUCGGUUCCUCUAUCGUCAGGGAACUGAGGCCCGUGGCUCUGCUCAAUGAGUUAAGGCCAGGCCUGAGGUACGUCUGCCUGACAGAGAACGUGAGAGGCAGGCCGAUCAGGAGCUUUGUGAUGGCAGUACGGGUGGAUGGAAGGGUAUUUGAGGGCUGUGGGCGCAGUCAGAGGCUGGCUAAAGCCCAGGCAGCAGCCUCAGCCCUACAGGACCUGUUUAACAUCAGUCUGGGGCCUGAGAGGAGCAUCAGCAAUACUGCCAGCUGGGCCAAGAGCUCACAGCUACCUCAGGUGAGUACCAUUACUAACUUAAAGGGAUACUUCGGGAUUUUGGCAAUGAGGCCCUUUAUCUACUUCCCCAGAGUCAGAUUAACUAGUAGAUACCAAUAGACUUCCUGUCAUUACGCUAACACUAGUUAACAUUGGCUCGCAAAACGACCUCUAACUUCCUUCAUAAUGGAAGCAGAGACAUACAAAUGAUAUCCACAAGUUCAUCUGACUCUGGGGUAGUAGAUAAAGGGCCUCAUUGCCAAAAUCCCGAAGUAUCCCUUUAAGGGUUCUGAGCUGGAAGGGAAAUUCUACAAUUCUGUGUUGCUAUGGAGAGAUAGAAUUGUUCAUCUCAAGCCAUUUUGGAAUCGGUGUCAAGCCUGUCUAUUACAUUUUGACUGAUAUUCAGUCUUUUCUAAAACAAAGAUAAUGUUGAGAUGCAGUGUUUCAAUUUGCUGUAAGUUGGAUAUAACAAUCACAAUGCAUUACAUUUUUUAUUCCUCUAUUUCAUUCACAUCCUCAUUGAAGUGCCCAGGUUGAACAGGGUUAUUGAACAUGUCCUGUCCUUUGUCUCUAUAGCUGCAGCAUGGGCAUACAUCCCAUCCUUUAAAUGGUCCUACUGAAUUUGUAUGAGGUGCGCUGACCUCCACCAAAUGGAGUGUAUCGUAUCAAUAUGCCUUCCAUGUCCAGGAGCCUAAGGACUAACGCUGUCCUGGCCUGCAUGCCAAACCACAGCAGCUAAAUAACCCUGUUAUGGCUGUCUGGCCUCAGAAAAGCUGCACCUCUUGUCAUCUUUAGCUGCUAUGCCCACAUAAAAAAAUACUAUGUUAUAAAUACUAUAGUUUUCACCAUAGUGUUUUUGCAGACUUUACUGUAGUAUUCACUGUAGUGUUUUUGCGGCCUGAAAUCCACAGAAACACUACAGUGAAUACUGUAAUAUUUACUGUAGUAUUUACAGUUAACUAUAGUAUAAAUACUGUCGUAAAAGAACUGUAGUAUAUACUAAAGUAAUUAAUGUAGUGUUUCUGCAUAUUGUAGUCUAUUGUAGUGUUUUUGCUGACUGUAAAAUACUGUAGUAUUUAAUGUAGUGUUUUUACAGACAUUACUGUAGUAUCUACUAUAGUGUUUUUUAAAUUAUCUUAGACAUAGAAGUGGAGGCUUUCUCCUUGAGGAUACAAAAAUAGCAACAUUUUUGCAGACUAGUGUUUUUGCAGACAUUACUGUAGUAUUUACUACAGUGUUUUCUUUAGCGGAUAAUACUGUAGUAUUUACUGUAGUAUUAUACUACUACAACAAUCUGUAGUACAGUGAGGAAAAAAAGUAUUUGAUCCCCUGCUGAUUUUGUACGUUUGCCCACUGACAAAGAAAUGAUCAGUCUAUAAUUUUAAUGGUAGGUUUAUUUGAACAGUGAGAGACAGAAUAACAACAAAAAAAUCCAGAAAAACGCAUGUCAACAUUUUUAUAAAUGGAUUUGCAUUUUAAUGAGGGAAAUAAGUAUUUGACCCCUCUGCAAAACAUGACUUAGUACUUGGUGGCAAAACCCUUGUUGGCAAUCACAGAGGUCAGACGUUUCUUGUAGUUGGCCACCAGGUUUGCACACAUUUCAGGAGGGAUUUUGUCCCACUCCUCUUUGCAGAUCUUCUCCAAGUCAUUAAGGUUUCGAGGCUGACGUAUGGCAACUCGAACCUUCAGCUCCCUCCACAGAUUUUCUAUGGGAUUAAGGUCUGGAGACUGGCUAGGCCACUCCAGGACCUUAAUGUGCCUCUUCUUGAGCCACUCCUUUGUUGCCUUGGCCGUGUGUUUUGGGUCAUUGUCAUGCUGGAAUACCCAUCCACGACCCAUUUUCAAUGCCCUGGCUGAGGGAAGGAGGUUCUCACCCAAGAUUUGACGGUACAAGGCCCCGGCCAUCGUCCCUUUGAUGCGGUGAAGUUGUCCUGUCCCCUUAGCAGAAAAACACCCCCAAAGCAUAAUGUUUCCACCUCGGUGGGGAUGGUGUUCUUAGGGUCAUAGGCAGCAUUCCUCCUCCUCCAAACACAGCGAGUUGAGUUGAUGCCAAAGAGCUCCAUUUUGGUCUCAUCUGACCACAACACUUUCACCCAGUUCUCCUCUGAAUCAUUCAGAUGUUCAUUGGCAAACUUCAGACAGGCCUGUAUAUGUGCUUUCUUGAGCAGGGGGACCUUGCGGGCGCUGCAGGAUUUCAGUCCUUCACGGCGUAAUGUGUUACCAAUUGUUUUCUUGGUGACUAUGGUCCCAGCUGCCUUGAGAUCAUUGACAAGAUCCUCCCGUGUAGUUCUGGGCUGAUUCCUCACCGUUCUCAUGAUCAUUGCAACUCCACGAGGUGAGAUCUUGCAUGGAGACCCAGGCCGAGGGAGAUUGACAGUUCUUUUGUGUUUCUUCCAUUUGCGAAUAAUCGCACCAACUGUUGUCACCUUCUCACCAAGCUGCUUGGCGAUGGUCUUGUAGCCCAUUCCAGCCUUGUGUAGGUCUACAAUCUUGUCCCUGACAUCCUUGGAGAGCUCUUUGGUCUUGGCCAUGGUGGAGAGUUUGGAAUCUGAUUGAUUGAUUGCUUCUGUGGACAGGUGUCUUUUAUACAGGUAACAAACUGAAAUUAGGAGCACUCCCUUUAAGAGUGUGCUCCUAAUCUCAGCUCGUUACCUGUAUAAAAGACACCUGGGAGCCAGAAAUCUUUCGGAUUGAGAGGGGGUCAAAUACUUAUUUCCCUCAUUAAAAUGGAAAUCAAUGUCUAAAAAUUUUUUACAUGCGUUUUUCUGGAUUUUUUUGUUGUUAUUCUGUCUCUCACUGUUCAAAUAAACCUACCAUUAAAAUGAUAGACUGAUCAUUUCUUUGUCAGUGGGCAAACGUACAAAAUCAGCAGGGGAUCAAAUACUUUUUUCCCUCACUGUAAGUACUACACAUGAUCGAGGGAUACUUCAGUGUGUACUAUAGAAUUCUACAGUAUACUACAAUUUAUUACAGAAUGACAUAGUAAGUAGUGUAGUAUUCUAUAGUAAACUGUAGUAUUUACUCAUGUGGGUGCUUUCAGAAUGUAAGAGGAUUUGUUCCACAAGUUUAGUUCCAUGAGUCUGACAUGUCAUUGGAAAGGCAGGCAGGCUUUACCAUCCAUGGCUGAUGGAGAGUUUGUCCACAAGACAUAGGGUCUUGGUUGGUUACUAGCAGACAGACUGGCACUAUCUCAAAUAGUCUUUCCUUGAUUCCUUGCAUCCUAUCUCCUCAUCUUUUUCUCAAAUUUAUUGGAGGAGAAUAUCUAAAAUUCCUCCCUUCUGAACUUCUUCUCCAAUUUGAGGAGGUGAGGAGAGAGAAUCUAAGGAAUCGAGGAAAAAUGAAUGAAGAAAUGGACACAUUCUGGGUAAUUCAUCAGACAGAUCCCUAUCCCUCUCUCCACAAAGUGUCUCAGAGUCAGGCAUCUAGCUAGACACCUUAAUGAACAGUAUCAUCACAGCCUAUUAGUGAUCAAGGAGGAGCCCCAGACUGAAGGAGAUUGAAAUUAAGAGCGGAGGAGGUGUGAAGAGCAUAUUAAUCUGACAGAUAAUUAUUUAACACGCUCAUUACGAAUCAUUACACAUGACCUUGUGCCAUCACCAUUUAGACAACAUAUUUUUUCAGUUCCUUUCAUCUCUCCAAGCUUGAUAUCAGGGGAUGGGUGGGAUGAUAACUUGAAUUAUGCAUUGUAUGUAUUAUGUAAAUUAAGUGGAGGAGUUACCCUAUUAAAUAUUUUUGUUAAUUAACUAGCUACUAAAUAUUGUCAAUAUCUCAUUAUUCCAAGAUAUACUUACAAUAUAAUGCUCAUUUAAUACUGUAUGUCUCAGGGAGAGUUGACAAAGAAGAAACCUCUGUCAGAUUUAUUGAAAGCACUGUCACAGGGUGCGUCCUAAAUGGUACCCUAUUCCCUGGUACCCUAUUCCCUAUAUAAUGCACUACUUUUGACCAAAGCCCAUAUGGGAUAAUGUCAACUAUUAUCUGGUUGUUUUGGUAGGUAAAUGUUUGUUUGCGCUGCUAUCUUUUUAUGUGGAUGUGAACAUAGCUGUUAUCUUGGCCGCUGUCUGUUUGAUUUGUCAGUGAUCCAUCCACUUGUGUGAUAACAGUGCUUUGCAGAGUAUAUCUUCCACUUGGUGAGAGAGAAAUACAGUGAGCUGGCUGACUGUUGCUGCACUACCUCCCAGUCGCACAGACGUCACAAAGUACUGGCAGGCAUCGUAAUGACUAGAGGUAGGCUAUGGCUAUGGGCUGCGUCCAAAUGGCACCCUAUUCCAUAUAUUUACAUAGUGCACUACUUUUAACUAUGGGCUCUGGUCAAAAGUAGUGCACUAUGUAGGAAAUAGGGUGCCAUUUGGGAUGCAAACCAUGAUGACACAUUUCAUUGACUUUUAAAAUAUUUAACAAGUCCAUUUUAAAAAUAAAUGGUGCAUCUCCCACUAUGCAACUGUAGAUAUCAGCAGAAGUCGUAAAUUAAUCAAAUGCCUCUGAAUAUAGGUCUGUAUAGAGAACAGUAAGCCAGUCGACUGGGAGUGCACACAAGUGACUUCAGUUGAAGCCAGCAUGGGAAACUCUCAUUCAAAAACAGUAGAGCUCCUUGGAUCUAAGAGAAUACCUAAGAUGAGAAAGUGGGCACAAACAUAGAAUUAGAAUGAAUGACUUUCUAUUCAUUUUAUUUCUAUGGGCACAGUGCUUCCCAGGUAAUGCCGCCCCAAAGGGCAGUGAAAGAUCAUUCAUAUAGAAUACCUCACAAGAAAAGAAGCAGUUGCUCUGCAACACAAGAUGCAGCUUUAUACCACUACCAUUGAUGAGAUAAGACUGUCAUUACGUCUUUGUAAAUAUUUCAUGAGGUGCUUUAACAAGACAACAACAUAGUAGGAGACUGGUGCAAUAUAUUCUGUCCUGUUAGAGUAAUUUUUAUUCAGAAUACAUUUAUUUUAUUUUGCCAUCUUAGUCUAUUACAGGAAUAAUUUAAUUAGAUGAAGUUCUUUGUAGAGAGAGUUCCUGUGUCUGAGGCCAAAUUACUGUAACUGAUAUCCAAAAAAACAAGAGUUGGGAUGCAUCCCAAAUGUCACCCUAUUCUAUUCCCUAUGUAGUGCACUACUUUUGGCCAGGCCCCAUAGGGUCCAAAUAAGUAAAACAAAAAAACAGUGCACUAUAUAGGGAAUAGGGUCUCAUUUGGAUACUCCCAAAUCUAUUUUGUAGGUGUACUGUGCUGAUUUGUGUUUGUUGUUGGUUAGUAAGAGGACCUUUUGUCUCCUAUUGUGGUCAGGUUUUGAUCUGAGGCGAGCCCAGGUGGUGUCUCUGGGGACAGGGACCAAGUGUAUCAGUGGAGAGUUUGUCAGUGACCAGGGACGGGCGGUUAAUGACUGCCAUGCUGAGGUCACCACCAGGAGGGCUUUCCUCCGCUUCCUCUACGCCCAACUGGAGCUCUUCCUCUGGUAAUAUACUGUGUAUAUACUGUCAUACACUGUAUCUGUAAACAAGGGUCUGCGUUCCAACUGGCACCCUAUUCCCUAUAUCGUGAACUACUUUUGAUUAGGGCCCUGGGCUCUGGUUAAAGAUAGUGCACUAUAAAGGGAAUAGGGUGUAAUUUGGGACACACAACAAAGCCUCAGCCCUGAGGAUGAAGUUGAAGAAUCUUUGCUUUUAUACCUUUGAAUUGAAGUUACAGGUGAACAAUGUAAUAUCAGCUAUUACCUAUCUGCGCUGAUGUUUUGGUGCCAUUUUAAAAAGAGCCACUGUUAUGUUAUGCCCCUGCACCAUCACUCCAAAAUCACCUCUAGUACAAAUCCCUUUUCAUCUAAAAAUAUAUUUAUUUGGGUGAUUAGGCUACACGCAGGGGUGCAUGUCAGCUAAACCUAGGGUAAGACAAAGUGACAAGGGGGCUGGGGGGGUGUUCCCUGCGAGAUUCCCUAGAAAUACCCCACUUCAAUCCAGCUGCGGCGAAGUUGCGAGUCCCGUUCCCUGCAGUAGUGUCGAUGCAUACUCCAUAUAUCAAAAACAGCCUUCCCUCCCGCUCCCAGGCAUCCGAAUGGUCCUAAAAUCAGCCCCUAAUUCUGCUACACUGCAUUUGCUUUUUAAUCAGGAUUGGAAUGAUUUUAGUAGCCUAUUUUAAAUUGCUGGUGUUGAGCUAGGCUAUUAUAUCAAAUUAAGGCCCCUGGCUACGCGUUACCACUUUUGUAAAAGUUCAUACUCAAAAUGAUUUGAACAACAUCAUUUUCUUGUUUAGCAACCGGCCAGACAGUUUGGAGCAGUCGAUUUUUGUGCGAGACAAAGAGUCUGGGUACAGACUGAGAGAUGGUAUUCUGUUCCAUAUGUAUGUGAGUUCAUCUCCCUGCGGGGACGCACGCCUCAACUGCCCCUACGAGAUCACAGCUACACGUAAGAAAUGUCGACAUUUGAUUAUUGAUUUUAUUUAACUCAUACUCACAGUCAACAAGACUGAAUUAUGCGGAAUGCACAGUUACAUUAAGACCACCUGUCUGUACUGUGCUUGGUAGAGAAACGUAGCAUUAUAUCAGCUGUCUCCUCUCCCAGACCACAGCGGGUAUAGAUUUGUGAGGAAGUUGCGCUGCCAUCUGAGGAUGAAGAUGGAAGGCGGCGAGGGUACACUUCCUGUCAGCGCACGGAGAGCCAAUCAGAAAUGGGACAGGGGGUUGUCGAGGGAACCUCCCGUCACCAUGUCCUGCACAGAUAAAAUUGCCAGGUGAGCUCCAGAUAGACAGUGACAACUUUUCUACUGAGUCACAAAAGUAUAACAUACUGUAUAAAGGGGGCUUGUCUUUCCUCCUUUGUUCCAAUGGGAAUGUUCCAGGCUUGCAUCUCAAAUGACACCAUUUUCCCUAUAUAGUGCACUACUUUUGACCAGGGCCCUAGUCCUGCUUGGUCUCUAGCCUCAUUGUUUGUGUCUCCAGGUGGAAUAUUCUAGGUCUUCAGGGCUCUCUCCUGUCUCACCUGGUGGAGCCGGUGUACCUCCACAGCCUCACAGUGGGCAGCCUGUGCCACACGGGUCACCUGGGAAGGACCAUGGCACGACGCAUGGGGCACAUCGCCCCUCUGCCCUCCUCCUAUAGACGCAACAGGCUGCUCCUCGGCUGUAAGUCACGCCCCCUGCCCUCCUCCUAUAGACACAACAGGCUCCUCCUCGGCUGUAAGUCACGCCCCCUGCCCUCCUCCUAUAGACGCAACAGGCUGCUCCUCGGCUGUAAGUCACGCCCCCUGCCCUCCUCCUAUAGACGCAACAGGCUGCUCCUCGGCUGUAAGUCACGCCCCCUGCCCUCCUCCUAUAGACGCAACAGGCUGCUCCUCGGCUGUAAGUCACGCCCCCUGCCCUCCUCCUAUAGACGCAACAGGCUCCUACUCGGCUGUAUGUCGCCCAGAUAUAAGAGUUGAGGUUACUUCAGAUAAUUAGGUUCACAUUACAUGUCCAUGAGACAGUUCAUUUGGCAGUAGACUCUACUUAGUGUUAGAGACUUGACAAAGAUAAAUGUUAGAAGGAGGCCUGAUGGAGAUGUUCCUCUCAUUCUCGUUCCCUAUGGUGACGACUACCUGAGCGUGACUCUGUUCCAGGACAAACAGCUCGUUCUUCCAGACGCUUUUCAUGGUCCUGUCUCUUCCACUAAGGUUAUGCCUCUAUGCUGGCUAAUGAUGUGGUAUCUGAACAGUGCAUGUUAAGUACGUACCUGCCCCUCCUCUCGGCUCUCCCUGAGUCUUGACCCCAGUCUGGUCUCUGUGUGGUCUCCAGGCCUCAGCAGCAGUGAGGGUCUGCAGCCAGGGAAGUCCCGCAACUUCAGUGUGAACUGGAGUGCUGGAGAUGGGGAGCUGGAGGUGGUGGAUGUCUCCACAGGCAGGAGGAAAGACUCAGGGACACCAUCCAGACUCUGCAAGAGAUCCCUCUUCACUCGCUGGGAGAGACUACACCACCAGGUUAGUUAUGCACAGGGAAGCUAUAGAUUGUAUCCCAAUUGGCACCCUAUUCCCUGCAUAGUGCACUACUAGGGUGCCAUUUGCGAGACACUCAUUAAUUUACCUGGAACUCACACUGGCGAACAUGACCACUGGAAAUAAAGAGGCCUGAAUCCACACUUUGAGGGCUGUUUUUUACAAUACAAUUUACACGUCCAUUUUGCUGCAAGCAGAAGCUCUAUUGUACAGUAUGUAUUGGAUAUAAGGACUAAGAGGUAUUAACAAAUGAUUUGGUUACUGCAGAUAGUAGAAAAGACCAAUCUUCAUUAAAAUGUAGAUGCAAUCAAUCUCUCUGUGUCCAUCUAACGCUAAUUAUUAUGACAAUGUUUUUAAAGGACAGUUUCAUUUCCAUCGUGAAAUUAAAUAUGUAUGCGGCAGCGCGUUCCACUGUUCCAAAUGGCAGCAGUUACAUUUUGAUGACAGUACAGAGUCAUAAUUAUUUAGAAAAGCAUUUGAGUAGCUUCCCACAGAAAAGGCUUCCUGCACUCAGUAUCACAUGCAAGAAUAAACACAGUCAUCUAAAAAUCCAUCCUGGCUGUACCAUUAAAUAUGUUUUUUUUAGAGAGGGAGAGAGACAGAGCGAGAGGGAAUAUAAAGCAAAGUCCACAGAAUGUUAAUUUGUUUGGUGAAAUUUAAAUGGGGGGAGAUAGCCCAGCUGUUGAAGUUUGCAGUUUAUGUUGGCUCAUUAGUUUUUAUUCUGUCUGGGUGAUGUAUUUUAUUAAACCUUUCUUAUAGUCUCCCUCUCCUCAGCUGAGCAGGCCAGGAGGCGUAUUGGAUGCAGAGGCGGCCCAUUUUCUUAUGUCAGAUAGCACAACGACUCUGUCUGCACGGUCGGUUGAGGGACGAGUGUGGCCUAGGAGUGACGCCACCUGUCAGAAGACAAUGGAGGAGGCCAUGAAGACGUACUGCGGAGCUAAGAUGGCAGCAGGGGCCUACCAGAGAGCCAGGCAGAAGUUUGUUGUCUCGCUGCAGGAGGCAGGUCUGGGCAUCUGGAACAGGAAACCACCAGAACAGGAGCACUUCCAGAGCAGGGUGUGA
Molecule: messenger RNA, 10452 nt
Organism: Coregonus sp. 'balchen'
Lineage: Eukaryota; Metazoa; Chordata; Actinopteri; Salmoniformes; Salmonidae
Source: the annotation of a GenBank genome assembly